AUUACUUUAACUGUGACUUUGAUAUAUUAACGAACGGGAAUAUAAUCAAUACGGGAAGAAAAUAACAGGAAGUGAAAAAAACAAAAAAUGCUUAUUAGAUUGUUAAUAAUUUGUGUGAUAUUUCAUAUGUCCGUUGCCGAUGAGGAUUGUCCUAAAAUAUUAUCUAAGGCCGCAUGGGGUGGAAAAACUGAGAAAGGCAUAAAUUUUCUUAUAAUACCAUUAUUAUACGUAAUAAUACAUCAUACUGUAACACCUGAAUGUACGACCCGUAAAGAAUGUUCAGCAAGAGUACAAUCGAUUCAAUCUUAUCAUAUGGAUACAUUAGGUUGGCACGAUAUUGGCUUUUCUUUUUUAAUCGGUGGCGAUGGUAAUAUUUACGAGGGUACAGGAUGGACGAAGGAAGGUGCCCAUACCUAUGGAUAUAACAAAAAAUCUGUAGGCAUAGCUUUCAUUGGUAACUUCGAAGACAAAGACGCAAGUGACAAAAUGUUGAAUGCGGCACACAAAUUGAUCAGAUGUGGUGUUUCCCAAGGUGUACUACGUGAAAAUGUUCGUGUGAUCGCUGCUCGACAAGUACGAGCAACAGCGAGUCCUGGAUUCAAUUUAUACACACAAAUUCAAAAUUGGCCCGAAUGGAGUCAACCUUAACAUAAUCUAAGUAAUAUAUUUGAUUGAUAAGUCAAAUUUUGAAAAAAUAUCAAUUAACUAAAAUGUCAUGUUAUUAAAGUUUUUUCUUUUUUUU
Messenger RNA from Vespa mandarinia (Asian giant hornet), 742 nucleotides. It is a transcript of the gene PGRP-S3, whose product is annotated as peptidoglycan recognition protein S3. The record is from RefSeq and is a predicted model, not a curated record. Gene Ontology annotation, biological process: peptidoglycan catabolic process; innate immune response. NCBI's taxonomy places the organism in Eukaryota, Metazoa, Arthropoda, Insecta, Hymenoptera, Vespidae. Gene Ontology annotation, molecular function: zinc ion binding; peptidoglycan binding; N-acetylmuramoyl-L-alanine amidase activity.